Messenger RNA from Phalacrocorax carbo (great cormorant), 411 nucleotides. The record is from RefSeq and is a predicted model, not a curated record. Lineage: Eukaryota; Metazoa; Chordata; Aves; Suliformes; Phalacrocoracidae.
AUGUCCACAUGCCAGCACCCACCUGCCCUCCCUGCCCACAGGUACGUGAAGAGCCAGCGGCACACCAUCCAGGUGGAUUACAUCCCCUACAUGGACGAGCUCGCCUGCCAGGUGGGGGUCAAGCCCAACCUGCUCGCCCUCUUCCUCACCGACCCCAAGCUGGCGCUGGAGGUGCUCUUCGGGCCCUGCACGCCAUACCAGUACCGCCUGCGGGGCCCGGGCAAGUGGCCGGGCGCCAGGGAGGCGAUCCUCACCCAGCAUCAGCGUGUGGUCAAGCCCCUGCAAACCACAGCCAAGGGCCGUCCUCCCCACUCCAGCACCACAUCCCACAUCUUCAAGUUCUUCAGCAUCGGUUUGAUUGUGGCCACCCUUGCCUAUGUCUCGCUCUCUCCUUAACCCAAAAUGCAGGAG